Messenger RNA from Sorghum bicolor (sorghum), 675 nucleotides. Its product is annotated as E3 ubiquitin-protein ligase SINA-like 10. The coding region runs from base 1 to 675 and encodes 224 amino acids. The transcript is spliced from 2 exons. The record is from RefSeq and is a predicted model, not a curated record. Gene Ontology annotation, molecular function: zinc ion binding. NCBI's taxonomy places the organism in Eukaryota, Viridiplantae, Streptophyta, Magnoliopsida, Poales, Poaceae.
AUGUCGUUUCAAUCGCCGAGCAGCGAGGCCAGCAACAGCAAGAAUACCAUGGUGGUCUCCAGUGCCGGAGUGAAGGAAGAGCCAGAGCAGGGAGGCGUGGCCCAUGGCGGCAGAGGAUCACCCGGCGCAGGAGCUACGGUGGCCAAGCAGGCAACCCAAGCCUUGGAGCGGCCACGGAUCAACAUCAGCGUCGACGUGCAGCUUCUCCCCUGCAUCGUCGUCGAGUGCCGCCGCCCCCUCAAGCCUCCCGUAGUCAAGAACAAAGAUUUGAUUAUUUUGCACCACGGAUUGAUGGAUGUGCCUUCAUCCAUGUGGCUGCAGUGCGAGGCCGGGCACCUCCUGUGCGGCGCCUGCCUCAACGGGGGCCACUGCCGCAAGUGCGACCGCGCCAGUGCCUUUGCGCACUGCGGGCCGGAGCUGGAUGUGUUCAUCAGCGACGCCAGGGUGUCGUGCCCGUUCAACUCCUAUGGCUGCGGCACCUCCAUCAUCUACCAUGUGACUGCCACACACCAGGACACAUGCGCCUACGCGUCGUGCCAGUGCGCGGUGCCUGGGUGCCCCUUCACGGCCACCCUGCCGAGGCUCCGCGACCACCUCGUCGUCGACCACGGCUGGCCCCUGCACAUGCUCCUGGCCUACGGGAAGGCGCUCCCGCAGUCCCGCUCCGCGUUCUAG